AUGAAGCAGUAUAUUGCAGUUCUCGAUAAGAAGCUGGAUGAAGGACGAACUGACGGGCAGGGAUGGUUCCGAUUAUCAGGAUCUAAACGCGAAAUCACCACCAUUGACCCGAAGGUCAACAUCUACCACAAGUGCGGCUACAGAGGGAUGCAUCCGGUUUUCAUCCUCAUCCUUACUCUUUUGCCGCUUUGCCACAGCCUUUUUGGCAUCGGUAGAAUGCAGUCAGUAGCAGUUAUGGGCACCCUUCAGUGUAAUGGAGUUCCAGCAUCAAACGUCAAAGUGAAAUUGUACGAGAAGGAAGUCUGUGAGUUGUCUUAUUUGAUUAUGAUUGUCAUGAUGGGACAGGACACCGUACAGAAGGAGAACACAGCGUUGCGAGGGAGGCGAAACACGACGAGGGCGCUCGGUACGAAUUCCACAUAUGGUACGACGUGA
Molecule: messenger RNA, 435 nt
Organism: Ostertagia ostertagi
Lineage: Eukaryota; Metazoa; Nematoda; Chromadorea; Rhabditida; Trichostrongylidae
Source: the annotation of a GenBank genome assembly